Trypanosoma brucei brucei TREU927 is the source of this 543-nucleotide messenger RNA. RefSeq lists its product as hypothetical. The coding region runs from base 1 to 543 and encodes 180 amino acids. NCBI's taxonomy places the organism in Eukaryota, Euglenozoa, Kinetoplastea, Trypanosomatida, Trypanosomatidae. The record is from RefSeq and is a predicted model, not a curated record. Gene Ontology annotation, biological process: protein targeting to ER. Gene Ontology annotation, cellular component: mitochondrion; endoplasmic reticulum. The transcript has a single exon.
AUGAACAUUAUACUAAUAGGACUCGUUAUGGUAACGGGCUGGAGUAUUGACAAAACAGAUCCAGAAGUGCAGUCGGUUGUUCAAUACAUGUUUUACUCAGUGCACGCAGUGCUCGCUGCGGUAAUGAUCUACAUGUUUUCUCGUAUUUGGGAUACCAAGGACACACGAAUUCUGCAGGUGAAGGAUACGUACACUGGUGAGUGGGAACGCAUGACGGUAUCAGACUACGACUUUGGAAAGUGGCGCGAGAUGUUUUUUCUGAAAAUGAUGCUUCCCGUUUGUAUUGGACUCUUUGUUGCUUUGCGGUGGGAGAUGCCUCUUGUGCUUCUAGUCCAGUGCGUUACAAACCCUAUCGUGGCUUGGAAUGCCCCCGUUACGCAGCUGUACCUGCGAGGAUUCAAGGAAGAAGGGCCGCUCGUAAGGCCAUGGAAGGAUGAGGUGGCGACGGUGGAGUGGAUGAGAGAGAUGUUUGGCCUGGCGCGGGAAGAACAGGACAAGUUCCUCUCGGGGCAGAAUGGCACCAAGGGCAGGAAAGGCCAGUAG